AUGCAUCAUCUCUUUACUCAGGUACUUUACCUCAAGAAUGAUGAUCAGAUGAAUGAAGUGUGUCUUGGGGGCAUUCUCCAUAUAACGAGUAUUUCCUAAAUACUAUUACUUGAUGAUUCCGGGGUUCUCUUUUGGGCUUUGAGGCUUUAGCAGGAGCGUAGGAACUUGUGUCUUGAGAAGAAUCAGUGGGUGGGUCACAGCAGGAUUUGUCUUUCCUGUCAUUGGAAUUAGAGGCAGUACCAGCAGUGAAGGGUAAAGACUCUAACCCUCCUUCCUGGGUUCAGAAUCAGUUCUGCCCCUUUCUAUAAUUUUCUCAGCUCAACACAUAUCUGCCUCAAUUUCCUUUUCUGUAAGCCAGAGAUAAUAGGAGUGUCAACUUCUUAUCACUGUGGUUGAGGUUAAAUGAAUAAAUAAAUGUAAACAGCAUAGAACACCUAGCUCAUAGUAAGUGAUCCCUUAUGUAUACUGUUACCAUUAUUAGUAUCCAUAUUUCUCUUCAGUUGCAGUAGAAAUGGAUGGAACCAAUGGCAGCACUCAGGGAAAUUUCAUUCUUUUGGGGUUUUCUGACCGCCCUCAUCUGGAGAGAAUCCUCUUUGUGGUCAUCUUGAUUGCAUAUCUCCUGACACUUGUGGGCAACACCAUCAUCAUCCUGGUGUCCCGGCUGGACUUCCACCUCCACACUCCCAUGUACUUCUUCCUCACCCACCUCUCCUUCCUGGACCUCAGUUUUACCACAAGCUCCAUCCCCCAGCUGCUGUAUAACCUGAGUGGAGGUGACAAGACCAUCAGCUACACAGGCUGUGCUAUCCAGCUCUUCCUAUUCCUGGGUCUGGGUGGUGUGGAGUGUCUGCUCCUGGCCGUCAUGGCAUAUAACCGCUUUGUUGCAGUCUGCAAGCCCCUUCACUACAUGGUGAUCAUGAAUCCAUGCCUCUGCAUGGCCUUGGUGUCGGUGGCCUGGGGCUGUGGGAUGGCCAACUCCUUGGCCAUGUCCCCAGUCACCCUGCUCUUACCACGCUGUGGGAACCACCAUGUGGACCACUUCCUGUGUGAGAUGCCUGCCCUAAUCAGGAUGGCCUGUGUCAACACAGCUGCCAUUGAGGGCACUGUCUUUGUCCUGGCAGUGGGCAUUGUGCUGUCACCCCUGGUAUUUAUCCUGGCCUCCUAUGGCUACAUCAUGAGGGCAGUGUUACAAAUUCAGUCAGUGUCAGGGAGGCAAAAGGCCUUCAACACAAGUGGCUCCCAUCUCACAGUGGUCUCACUUUUCUACGGAAACAUCAUCUACAUGUACAUGCAACCUGGGAACAGUUCUUCACAAGACCAGGGCAAGUUCCUCACCCUCUUCUACAACAUCAUCACCCCCCUGCUGAACCCCCUGAUCUACACCCUCAGAAACAAAGAGGUGAAGGGGGCACUGAGGAGGCUGCUGCUGGGUGACAGAGAGGUAGGAAAGAAGUAA
This is a messenger RNA of Equus caballus (horse), 1456 nucleotides long. NCBI's taxonomy places the organism in Eukaryota, Metazoa, Chordata, Mammalia, Perissodactyla, Equidae. The record is from RefSeq and is a predicted model, not a curated record.